Messenger RNA from Haemonchus placei, 123 nucleotides. NCBI's taxonomy places the organism in Eukaryota, Metazoa, Nematoda, Chromadorea, Rhabditida, Trichostrongylidae. The record is from the annotation of a GenBank genome assembly.
AUGCGAAACGUUCUAAUUUCGCCCAUUGCUUUGCAGUCAGCAGAUCGAUAUCGUGCCAAAAUCCUUGCUGAGAUCGCAUAUGUUCGUGGGCAUUGAUUGACAUGCGUGGCGCCACAUUCCUGA